This is a messenger RNA of Rotaria socialis, 2943 nucleotides long. NCBI's taxonomy places the organism in Eukaryota, Metazoa, Rotifera, Eurotatoria, Philodinida, Philodinidae. The record is from the annotation of a GenBank genome assembly.
AUGCAACCGCAAGGACAAAAUUUGAGAGACGGUCACGGCCAGGGGAUACCAGCCAGUAUCCGUCCACUUAUGGAAAUAAACCCUGGUAAUCCGAGGCACUCCACGCCAACACCUCCACCAAUUGCUCAAAACAACAUUCGAACUCAUUUAGCAACUCUUUCUUAUCCUCCACAAUUCACAGGUUGGCCUGGAAAUAAUGUUGGUCCAUGUAGUCCAGCUUGGUAUAGAGGAGUGCAGCCGAAUGGACCCGUGUACGUUGUAAAGCCUACUGCUAUACAAUACAGAAUGCCAGAAAAUCCACGCCCAAUGUCUGCUGCGGACGCUGUACGUCAGCAUAUGGCACUCUUAAAGCCUGUCUUUGACAGAGUCAUUGUCAAACAAUACUUACCUGCGACCAAUCUCCAAGAAGCAAUAUAUCUUUAUAAUCAGCUACAGAAUAUUAUCCUAACAAAAAAACCAGAAGCCCGAGUUACUUUGUAUGGUUCCGUAUCUUUUGCUUGUUGCUUGACUGAUUCAGCUGUAAUCGAUAUUGAUGUUCAAUGCAAUGAACCUUUCCCUUACAAUACUCUACGAGAAGUGUCGGAAAGCAUCCAUGCUUCUGGAUUCGCUCAGAAUAUUCUCCUGAAUGUAGAUGGUGACCCAUACUUUGUUGAAUUUGCUGUACGAGGAACAAACUACCGGAUGCGUAUUACAUCAAACUACAGCAGAGGGAUCCAUUUUACAGAGCUCAUUAGUCUCUAUAUAAGAUGUGAUACACGCGUACUACCAUUGUUACGACUCUUUCGAUUUUUCACUAAAAUUUGCUCUUUGGAUAAACCAGAUGAAGGUACACUGCAUCCGUUUGUUUUUCAUAGCAUGGUCAUACAUUUUCUUCAACAAAUUGAUAAACCCGUGUUACCUUGUCUUCAUGAAUACGUACUUGGAAUUGAUCAAGCACUGUUUAAAUUGAACGACGAUCAAUAUAUCGAAUUUUUUCGUGUUUGCAACGACGGCGUUCGAACAUGGAAAACCGAAAAUAAUAUGCCCAUUGAAUUACUUUUUCUUCAAUUACUCUCUUACUACGACUUAUGCUUUGCCUUCAAUCGUUAUAUGAUUUCGAUACAAACGCGAAUGCCUAUUCUAAAAGAAAAUAAACAAAAGUCACGUCAAAAUCCGACGGAUAUCAAUCGAAAUUUAGCUUACACAAUGAAAGCAAACUCUUCAUUAGAAUAUCUUCAGAAAACUUUUAGGAAAGCAUUGAGUUAUCUAUGUAAAAAUAACAAAAAAUCAUCAAUAGAAAAUACCUGGAUGGUUAAUGAAAUUAAUGGAUCAUACAUAACUUUCUUUAGUGUUUUACUAUCACAUAUCAGGAAAAGUGGCGAUAUCACACAAGACGAUAUUCGACAAACAUAUUAUCACACAUUCAACAAUGAAUCGAAACAUCGAUUCCAACCAAAGCUUCAAAUAAAUCAUAAAAAUGAACCGGAUAGAUUAAACAACGAGAAAAUCGGAAACGAACAGCAGAUCAAUUAUAGUCAUAGUUUGGACGAAAAUAUUAUUGAACGGCCUGUACCAUUUGAGACUCUCGUUCAAUGUCUUGAUGAAAAUAAAAAAGCUGCGUUCAGAUUUGAAUAUCAAAAACACGUUCGUGAAUUCAAUGAAAAAAUGCAUGAUAUUAUCAAUAAACUUAAAGAGCUGCCAACCUCUAAUUCAAGUGCAUCGCUUGCUGUUACAAAAGAAACACGUUCUCAGAAAUCUGCAGGAAACGUCAACGUUUCGGUUCAACUAGAGCACAUUCUUCCUAUUGCUUUAUUGAAAACACUAGAAAUCAUGUCGCUCAAUAAUGCCGCCAAUUUGUCUCAUGAUUUUGAAGCAAAAAGCUUCUGUGGCAAUAAGGGUCCUCCACGCGUGUGUACAAUUUGCUCUAAAACUGACCAUGUGAAGUCGGAUUGUAUCAAAUUGUCCUUGCCAAACACGGUUGUCUUGCCUAAAAUCAGCAAACGCUGGGCUGAUGCGCUCUCACAACUUUGUCGAAAAAUUACAGGUACAGUUACUCGAUGGAUUGUCAGAUUUGAUUGUCUUUAUCAACUAAGAUCAUUUUUAGAUGAAUGUAAAAUGACCAAUCAAGAUAUCGAACAGCGCGAAACCAUCUUAACUUGUCUUGAAACAGAAUUUCGAAAAAUAUACCCCAAUUGUCGUCUACAUCCAGCAGGCUCAUAUAAAAAUGGUUUCGGCUUCCGACAGAGUGAUCUCGAUGUUUGCGUUCAAUUGGAAACAAAUACCAAUGAAUCUAGCAUUCAAACUUUGGAAAAUUUAGCUGAGUUUCUUCAAUCAAAGCAGCAUCUGUUCAAAAAUAUUGAAAUAGUGCGCAACGCUCGAGUACCAAUCAUUCGAUCGGUUCAUGUUGAGUCGAAUAUUGAAGUCGAUAUUAGUCUAAAUAACAUGCUUCCUAUUGAAAAUACUCGACUGCUAAGAAUAUAUUCCGAUAUUGAUCCUCGUGUUCGUGAAUUAGGCUUCGUCAUAAAAACUUUAGCAAAAUUGAACGAUCAUUCGUCAGAUAAUGUUUCGCGUGUUCGAAAAUGUGGCGAUUGGAAUGUUUAUUUUUAUGAUAAUUUAAAAAAUCUAAGUCAAGUAUGGGAUGGCUAUGGCUUGAAUAAAUUGUCUUCGGGUGAAUUAUGGGUUGAGUUUUUAUGUUAUUAUACUGAACGAUUCAAUUAUGAUACUAAUAUUGUUACUAUUCGGCAAGUGAAACCUUUGCUGCGCGCGGGAAAAGGAUGGUUUCAUCCAACUAUUGCUAUUGAAGAUCCAUUUAUUUUAACUCACGAUUUAACCGAAAAGCUAUCCUUGAGAAAUUGGUGUAAUAUUCGUCGCGUGUUUCUUUAUGCUCGAGAACGAUUUGGCUUACAGCCCUCUAAUAUUGAUUUUUAUAGCAACGAGUCAAACACGGAACAAUUGCAGGUUUGA